CGGUCUAAAUAAAUCAUGAAUUUCUACUGGAUUACAGGGUGUUACAUUCCAGAAGAUUGUAUUCUGUCAAACAUGAUUUUGGGAAAUCUUCCAUUUUUCAGCUUAAUGUAUAUUUAGAUAACAAAAACAUCCUUUUCAUGGUAAACAACAUGUCACAUUUUUUAUUCGAAACAUAAUGCAAUAACCAAAUACGUGUAUGUUAGUGUACUAGACACUGACAGAAGGUUCCUUUGAUUAUUGUGUUACUGACCACUGAAGUGUUUCUGUAUAUAAAUAUAUCCAGGAACAUACUGCACUAAACUUUUGAUACUUCUUACUUUUUUAUUUUAAAUUUCACCAAAGUUUUUGGCAUAUGCUCAGAAAUUUUAAUUCUUAAAAGUACUACCUGGUUGAGCUCAUGUAAAUAUAAUCAUAGUUACCUACAGAUAUAUUGAAAGUACCCAUAGUAAAUUACAUUUUUUUUUGUGCUCUAGUUACAUAUUAAAUAUAUAAAAAUAGAUUGAUUUAAUUAAUAUAAAUAGGAUUUUUUUGAAAGCCAGAUUUGUCUAAAUAUUUGCCCAGUUGUUAAGAUACCAUCAAGCAAACUUGUGACAACGGAUUGUAGCCUACUCUUUCAUGACCGUUCAUGACAGCUGAUUACCGAAACAUUGUGAAUUUCGCAGCAUUAAGGAAAUGUCCGCAGAUCACAUAAAUUAUGCCUACUUCUAAAUCGGGUGAUCUGUGCAGCGUUUGCUCGAAUGGUUUUUGUAAACUUUAUCCAUAACUUUGAAAGAACGCUGGGCGUCACAGUGAAUAGAAUGCAGUCAUAUCGGUAAUAUCCACAUCGACCGAUUGUUCAUAUCAAAUUCAGUAAUAUGUAUAGUGCUGCUAUCUUUGUUCCGUAUUCCUCAUAAUAUUGCGCUCUUCUUCCAUAGGGAAAUAUGUUAGAUUUAGAUCUCUUCACACAGCACAUAAAGUUUCCGACAAGAACGGAGUAUCAGCACGAUCAGCACCGAUCAUCACAAAUACAGUUCGGUGCCUUGUUCGCAAAUAAGCAGGCGCGUUGAACCGGUAUAGUCAAGUACAUGUGUGAAAGACGCGUCUCUGUUAAUCUCUUGGUAGCCAUAACGAUUAAACAAUAUUAUUACAAUGAUUUAGCUAAUACGAUACUGCUGUUAGAAGAUACAGUGAAACAAUAAAGUGUAAUUGUAGUGGAUUUAUAAUUUCUGUGCCUGAAAACAAAAUGGAAGGGCAGUGUGUAAUUCUGUACAAAGAAGCAAUGGAUGACGAGACAAGACGACAGAGUAACAAUUCAAUCCUUUGGCAAUGAAAAUUGAGGCAAAGUAAUCCCAUGAUGUGGAGUAGCAGAUCAGUCUACUGAUAACAAGUCUACAAGGCUCUAUAGAAUAUGGUACUUAAGCGGCAGCCUCGGGCUGAGUGCGGACGUCGUGACGCCCAGCAUCGCGACGAUGUCGCGCCGGAAACAAGCCAAACCACGAGCACUGAAGAGGGAGGAGGAGUGGGAGUCCGAGUGUGGAGAAGAACCGCCAGAAGGCGCUGUGUCUGGUUCCACGGAGGAUGAUAUGAUACCAGCCACGGCAGGAGGGGAAUGUUCCCCCGUUCCUACUGCUGCUGGCUCUUCGUCCUCACCACCACCCUCACUAGCUCGACAGCCCAAUGGCGAGAUUGCGACCAGCAGUAAUCAUAAAGGUGAGGAGAAUGAAAAGACGCCUUCCUCCGCGUCGGAUCCUGGACAGCAGUCGGGGGCGACGCCCCGCUAUGAUGUCACUCUGGAAGGUCUCCAGUUGGCAUUAAUGGAUCGUCAUAACUUCCCAGGUAUCUCGGAGGCGUUCCUGAAUAAUGGGGCGGGUAACAGCGGUGCCGACACGGCGACGUCUUCGCGUCUCCUCAGCCCACCCCCUGCCGCCUCCACGGCAGCGACCGUCGUGCCGGGUGAGGCCGAUAACAGCCUUGAGUCCGACGCUCUCGGGACCGAUCCGGGAUCGUCGUGGCGCUCCGAGACGCCGGAAGAUCAGACGUCGCCCUCCCCUAGCUCUUGUGCUACCCCGAACUCCGCCACGGACGUCCCCGACGCCGAAUUAACCUUCACCGUUGGGGUGACUGAGGGAACGCCAUAUGCUUGCCAGUUUUGCGACAAGGCGUUCCCUAGGCUCAGUUAUCUCAAGAAACAUGAACAGACGCACAGUGAUCAGAUGCCCUUCCGCUGCGAGUUCUGCAGCCGGCUUUUCAAGCAUAAGAGAAGCCGUGACCGACACAUCAAGCUGCACACGGGCGACAAGAAGUACAGGUGCACGCACUGCGAGGCUGCCUUUUCCAGGAGUGAUCACCUGAAGAUUCACAUGAAGACGCACGACAACCAGAAGCCAUUCCAGUGUACAGUGUGUAACAGGGGCUACAACACAGCAGCAGCCCUUACCUCGCACAUGCAGAACCACAAGAAAGACCAGCAACAUCAGCAGCAACAGAAUGGCCAUAACAACAGCAACAGCAGCCGCGCUAGCAGCAACAAUACGCCUAGUCCCGGAGCUGCCUGUCCUUCCUUCCGCUGCUUGCAGUGUGGCGAAACAUUCCGGAAGCCAGAGGAACUUCAGGGUCACAUGGUAACGCAGCACAAUGUAGAGACAGGUGGUUCGCCCCUGGGACCCAUCAGUAGAGGGCUGCUAGGGGGUCUCAUGCUUGGUGAUUCCCCUUUGGCAAGGUCGCCAUCUCGAACCUUAUCAUUCCCAGCUCCAAAACUGGCUUGCAUCUACUGCACUAAGGAUAGCUUCACCACUAUGGAAGCCCUGCAGUUGCACGUCCAGGCUAUGCACGGUUCCAUACUGAAUGGUGAACUACGAGACUUCACCAGUCUGUCACAGCAUCAGGCAAGUCCAAGUCCCAGCCUAACACCUCACCGUCUGCUCACAUCACCAAAUGGAGGCGGGAACAGCGCCAGCAAUAACCACACUGUGACUUCAACAACUCUCAUGCCUUAUUCCUGCGACCUGUGCACAAUGAGGUUUGGUACCAUCCAGGGUCUCCAGAAGCAUGCUCUUGCUGUGCAUGGCCUGAUGAGUCCAAACAACAUGGGGAUUGGAAGCAAGGAUCAUCAUAAUGAAGCAGCUGGAAGUACCGCUGGUCUGUUUUGUGUACAGUGCUCUCUAUCAUUUCCAUCAGCUGCUCUGUUUGCUGAACACUAUGUCCUCUUACAUGCAUCUAGCAGUGCAACUGGGCGACUCAUGAUUCCAUCUUCUUCAGCCCCCGAACAACUAAAACCUACGGAUCUCAGCAAGAAGGCACAUCGACAUUCACAGCACCAUGAAGAGAGAUCACCACCAAAGAGACAUAAAGCCUCAGUGGAAAAUUCAGCAGCACCAACAGUCACCAUGCCAGAUACCCCAACUUCUGCACCAAGUAGUAUGGUGAAUCAGUAUGAACAUCCAGGAACUCUACUCUGCAAUCAGUGCAGUGCUGCUCUGCCUGACUUUGAAUCAUUCCGGACGCAUCUGAAAUCUCACUUAGAGGAGGCAGGUGGGCUGCGAGGAUUGCUAGGAGGUGGAAGUGACAUCAUGGGGAUGUUAUCAAGCCAAGAUAGCCGAGUAAGCAGUUCCAAGAGCCCAGCUUCUUCAGGGGCUCUUGCAUGCCCACACUGUGGUGCUAAGUUCUCUGGAGCAGAUGAUCAUCAAGCUUUCGAACAGCAUGUUGCCACACAUUUCAUGGCCACUGCCACAGAGUAUGGCUGUCAGAGUUGCCUCAAACUUUUCCCUAAACCUGAUGAGUUGCAGAAACAUCUGAUGGACAUCCAUGCUCAUCACCUCUAUCGCUGCUCUCUAUGCAAGGAAAUGUUUGACACCAAAGUUGCAAUACAGGUUCACUUUGCAGUGAAGCACAGCAAUGAAUGCAAGCUGUACAGGUGUACUGCGUGUCCUUCAUCGAGUGCAGUAUUUCGUUCAGAGCUGGACUUUGGUCUGCAUGUACGAUCUUCUCAUGCUCCACUUCCUUUGCUCACUGGGGCAGCCAAUAAGACCCCAACACAACAGCCCUUUCGCUGCCUGUUUUGUCACCUCAGCUUUGGCACUGAGCUUGAAAUGCAGUUCCAUUUGGCAGCACAUUCAAAGCAGUUCCACUGUCCACUGUGCCAAGAAGCCUUCCAUGUGGAGUUUCUGCUGGACAAGCAUGUGCAGACACAUCACAGCUCUCAGGUGCUGAAUGGCAAUGGAACAAGUUCAACUGAGAAUCUGAGUCAACAACAGAAGUCUCCUAAAAGUAAAACAUCUGGAGUGACACCAUCAACAACACUCCCCAGUAACAACAACUCAUCAGGGUCCAGUAACAGUGCAAGCCGCAACAGCAAUAAUAAUGAGAACAGUAGCAAGAAGAUUGACCAAUCUAACAAUAACUGCUGCUGUGAUAUCUGUGACCGUUGUGAUUUUGGAAGUGAGGCAGAACUCACAGCUCACCGAAAAUUGGUACAUCAUAUCAAAUCAGCAACAGGGAAGAACGGUGCUGUGAGUCUUCAUUGUGCAUACUGCAGUGAGAAUUGUAAGUCACGCACUGAACUGGAAAACCACAUGAAAACACAUUCACAGGGUAGCAGUGGUUCAGGGAAACACAAAUGUAAUAUAUGUGAUGAACUCUGUCCUUCAGCUGCUGUCCUUGCUGAACAUAAGCUGACACAUUGCAAGGUGAUAUCUGGGAGCAUUUGCACACUGUGUAAGGCUACACUUGUCAGUGAGGACCAGUUUUACACACACCUUCAGCAACAUAGUUCAAACAGUAAUAACACUAGUGCUCAAGGGAAUACAAACAGUGUGCAGCAGCAAGUGGUUUUGCCCACCCCUUGUGUUGUCUGCAGACAAACCCUUAUAUCUGACAUAGAAGUCAGGAUGCAUGCCAGGUUCCAUCUCAAGAACUCUGCCGCGCUUACAGUCACAGAGCCCAUGUAUCAAUGCUGUCUGUGCCUGAAACAAUUUGAAAUGCAGAAUCUCAUUGCUGCGGGUGGUAGUAAUGGAGUUGUACCAAGCAUUCAGGGAACUUCAUAUGUCUGCAAGGACUGCUACCACUGUCAUAGCAAAACAUCACCAUCACAGCAGCAACAGCAACAGGCUACUCAACAGCAGCAACUUGGACAUCCACUGCAGUUGCAAGAACAAAUUUUCCAUUGUUCUGAGUGCCAAGUGAAGUUUGAGACCAGCACAGCUCUUGAAGCACAUCUAGUGUCUGUCCACAGGAAGACCUACCAGUGCAUCAAAUGCCAGAAGAGUUGUGAGACAGAGCAUGAAAUACAAUUGCAUGUGGCUACACAUAUGCUGACAGAAGGGAGCAGCCAUGAGUGUCACCUCUGUCGCCGGUUAUUAACUACUCCACUGAAGCUGCAGACACAUCUCAUAGAGCAUACAUUUGCUGGCUGUGGCAGCUUCACCUGCUACCUGUGUAGUGCUGUGUUCACGGCAGCACAAGGCUUACAUCAACACAUGCUGGAGCAUGGCCUGGAUGCAAGACCCUAUGACUGUUCUCGAUGCAGUCAGCGCUUCUUCUUCCGUGCAGAGUUGGACAACCACAGCUACAGCCAUGAUGAAGAGGAAGCAGUUGCUAUGGCAAAUCCCUCAGCAUUGUUAGAUGGAGGAGAUAUGGCAAGCAAGAGUCCCUACUAUCACCAUUUGAACACAAAUGGAACAUACGAUUCUUCAAAUCCAGAUAUGCAUUACUACAGGACAUUAAUUCAAGAAUCAUCAAAACAGCAAAAACACAAAAGCAAUAAAAGUCACAGCUCUAAAGGAGCAGCCAUGUUGAAAUGUUGGGAAUGUAACAAAGAAUUCAGCAGCAUUCUAGGUCUACAGACACAUCAGCGACAUCACAGACAUACAUCAAACACAAAUAAGAAAGUUCAUACUUGUAAUGAAUGUGGAAAAGGGUUUGGGAUGGCAAAACAUCUUAAUGUUCACAUGCGAUCACAUCACGAAAACCACAAUGGUGAAGAGCAUACCUCUGAAGAAAAGAACACUGUCUCUGAAGAACACCAUCAGUCAGAGGGAAACAAACCAGGAUCUACUCAUGCCUGUCCAGUAUGUCAUAAAGAUUUCCCUGAUGUUGACAGUCUCACCACACACAUAACUUUGCAGCACUUUCGCUGUCCACAGUGUGGUGAAGCAUUUGUACGUCAGCGUCAUGUUGUUGAUCAUAUCAGAAAGGUGCAUUCAACUGAAGAAGGGCAGUACAUUACUGGAGAUCAUUUGUCAACAGAAAUGAAUGAUUUGGAGGUGAAAGAAGAGCCAGUUAUGAUUAAAGAAGAGAAUGAAGAUGAAAACAUUGAUGUCUCAUCAUUGACUCCAACAGAUCAGCAGUAUGGUGGCUCCCCUGAGCACCACGCUUUUGCAGAAUGUGGUGAAAAAUCAAACAGACAAAGCAUUGAAACAUCACACCUAAACAUUCACAAUCUUCCAUCUUCUCCCAAUGCUGCACAUCCAAGCAACAGUAUAAAUGAUGGCAAUGAUACUGAUGAUGAUGAAACAAGCUUGUCUCGAACACCACCAGUAAAUGGCGAUAAUGAACAUUAACACUUGAGUUUAGAGUCAUAGGUGCUGGCUUCUCAUAUGGCGUAUAACUCCAUAAGUUCCAAUGCAUUUGAAGUCAAGAGCUUUCAUCGGAAAUUCAUAAAUAAGGAGCUAAUGAACAUUUGCUUCCAAGUUUGACUUUUCAGAUAAUAUAAAUGAGUUCUCUUUUUAUUUUAUUUAUUUUUGUAUCAAUGAACUCUGAAAACAGCUCAUCAUGUUGAAGGGAGUAAGAAAUGACACAUGAUAGAGAGUAAAAUUUCACGAAUAUUGUUCAGAGUACAGUACAGUAUGUGCAGUACAUUGUCAUCCUAAAAGAAUUAAAAAAAAUCUGGUUGGGGGGUAAUGAACGGAUGACAUUUUCUAUUAACUAACAGAAUGGUUGUUAUUGUAAAGGUUUAGUCUUAAAGUAGGGACAAGGAGACAUGUUUCCAUCCACAAUACAGAGGCAUACUUUUUUGCAUUAACUUCUUAGUUUCUGCAGUCGCCUCUUCCAAUAAUUUGGCAGGAGUAGUUUUGACAGAGAAGGAACCAGAAUGGCCAAUAGUAUAUAAAUAUAUAUUUGUUCACAUUACUAAGCAAAAGAGCAUAUUCAUAAUGCUGAUGAAUAUUUAUAUUCAAAGACAAUUUCUGUAUCAUUUCCUGAAUAUUAUUACACAACAGUUGUGGGCAAAUCACUGUAGAUUCUGAGUUUGGUGAAGGAAGCUAUAUUCUCAGAAAAGUACUAGUAAGUAAAUCUUUCCAUUGGUUGAUGUCAUACGCAUCUUCUAAUUUCAGCAGAUCCAGAUCCAUCUUAAUGAAUAUUUAUAUAUGUUUUGUACUCUUUAUCAGUCUUAUUAUUCCAACAAGAUUUGUAUCUUAAAUAAACAGAGCAAAUAUUGUCUGUUUAGCUCAGGUAGAGUACAAAAUAGCAUAUAAUUAACAUUUGAAUGACUUUGGAAUCUUUGCAGUGUUCCCGUAAGCAAUAACUGAGAGUCAUUUGCUGCAAUAUGACUUUAUUUUAAGGGUAUGAAUUUUUUUAACAUUGUAAUAAUUGUCCUCACUUUCCAUUAAGCUUAUCAGCAAAGCAAACUGAAGCAGCUUUUUGCUUUCCAUUAUACAUGAUGGUCACGUCUGUAUGUUACGUACCUUAUAAGUAGGGACCGGAUUUUAAUGCAAAUGCAUAUUUCUUUCUUGCAACUAGAAAGUAUGCUCGUUUGGAUAUAU
Cryptotermes secundus is the source of this 7736-nucleotide messenger RNA. RefSeq names its product zinc finger protein 423. Gene Ontology annotation, molecular function: RNA polymerase II transcription regulatory region sequence-specific DNA binding; DNA-binding transcription factor activity, RNA polymerase II-specific. The transcript is spliced from 16 exons. The record is from RefSeq and is a predicted model, not a curated record. NCBI's taxonomy places the organism in Eukaryota, Metazoa, Arthropoda, Insecta, Blattodea, Kalotermitidae. Gene Ontology annotation, biological process: regulation of transcription by RNA polymerase II. Gene Ontology annotation, cellular component: nucleus. Bases 1449 to 6536 code for a protein of 1695 amino acids.